AUGUCUCAUUCAACUAAUUCGCAAUUCAGCUUUGAUCUCGAUGAUGGUGCAUCAGACGUGUGCAGCAAAGAUCUGUUAUCUCCGGGUAUGAUGUUGUCACCAGCGCCAUAUUCUCCUUUCUCGGAUUGUGAAGAUACCGAAACACCGUACUCCAUCUAUGCUCGUUCACCAAAUCUAUCCCCAAACCCGCUUACGCGGAGUUUUAAUCAUUUUAGUUUUGAUCAAAUACGAAGCAGCAGUUCGAUGUCAAAUCGAACGCAUAAUCUUAUGGUCCCCGAAUCGCAUACGUUGGAUCCUGAAUCGAGAGAACGAAGCCGAUCUGAUAGUGAUAUGUCGCCUAAGGAAGAGCGUAUGGACACAUCGCUUCAAUCAACAAUCUCAGUUCCUGCAGCAACAUCCAGGCGUCUUUCCUCUACAGGACAAUAUAAGAAGCGUCUCCUCCAGAAGUAUCAAGAAGAGCAGGAGGAGCGAUUAGCAUCAAAGCAUCGUAGCAGUAGCAGCCCACCGCCAAGUGCUACGGAAUCUGAGAUUGAUGAUUUGGACCUGCGCAGU
Strongylus vulgaris is the source of this 552-nucleotide messenger RNA. NCBI's taxonomy places the organism in Eukaryota, Metazoa, Nematoda, Chromadorea, Rhabditida, Strongylidae. The record is from the annotation of a GenBank genome assembly.